Ipomoea nil (Japanese morning glory) is the source of this 622-nucleotide messenger RNA. RefSeq lists its product as uncharacterized. The transcript is spliced from 4 exons. NCBI's taxonomy places the organism in Eukaryota, Viridiplantae, Streptophyta, Magnoliopsida, Solanales, Convolvulaceae. The record is from RefSeq and is a predicted model, not a curated record. The coding region runs from base 1 to 435 and encodes 144 amino acids.
AUGUCUAAAAUAUCAAACUCGAGAGUCGUUCACAUCUUGAACGAGUAUUUCACACCUCACUACAAACCAAAGCUUUGCCAUCCCUCGCCAUCUCAGCUCUCUGGUCUCCUCCAUCUCAACCUUCCCUCGCCAUCUAAGCCACCGUUGAGACGCCUCUGCCCGCCUCCGCCACCGUCGAGUCAGCCAACUCCUCUUCCCAUUACCAUCGCUCCUCCACAAAAGUUGCCUCUUCCAGCUGCUGCCGCCGUCGAGACAGGACACCCUCUUCCCGUCUCUGCCGUCGUCGACACUCUUCCCGUCGCCUCACUAGUCGACGUCUCCAUCGCCGUCACAGCUUAUAUGAAACCUAAUACAGAGACUUAUAAUUGGGUGAUCCAAGUAUAUACAAGGGCUGAGUCUUAUAAUAGAAGAACCAGGAUCACAGAGACAAAGUAGAGCAGAGAAAGGGACUGGUAGCAGUUGGUGUGGUCAAGGUGAACAGUUUUCGCCAUACACAGUGGCAGGGAUUAUUGCAUAUCUAGAUGUACUCAUCAAAUCAGGCCUUCUUCCCAAGACAAAGGACUUCCAAAGUGCCGGCCUCUAAACAUGAGAAUUAUUACUUAUGUGCAUAGAAUUGUAUAUA